Messenger RNA from Heterotrigona itama, 1064 nucleotides. The record is from the annotation of a GenBank genome assembly. NCBI's taxonomy places the organism in Eukaryota, Metazoa, Arthropoda, Insecta, Hymenoptera, Apidae.
ACCUUGAUCGGUCGAACACCGCGGGACUAGUUACGAACGCACAAUGCUGGAGAGACACGAUUCACGACAUCGCGAAUCGAUUUAACGUUCUUGUUUCGUGUUUCAGACGGCGUUCUAGCCGAAAUCACGAUGACGAUGGACGUGAGCAAGUCGGAGCCGAGUAAAAAUGGCGCGACGCAGCACGAGUGCGCUGGAUGCGGGAAAGCGAUCACGGAAAGGUAUCUCCUCAAGGCCAUGGAUCUAUUCUGGCACGAGGACUGUCUGAAGUGCGGAUGCUGCGACUGUAGGUUAGGAGAGGUUGGUUCUAGUCUGUUCACCAGGGCCAAUCUUAUCCUCUGCAAGAGGGAUUACCUCAGGCUGUUCGGCAAUCCGGGGCACUGCGCGGCAUGCAACAAACAGAUACCACCGUUCGAGAUGGUUAUGAAGGCCAGAUCGAACGUCUAUCAUUUGGACUGUUUCGCCUGUCAACAAUGUACACAUCGGUUUUGCGUGGGCGAUCGGUUCUAUCUGUGCGAGAACAAAAUCCUGUGCGAGUUCGACUACGAGGAGAGGCUCGCGUUCGCCAAUAUGUCAGUACAAACACCGGCCACACUGGCGUACAUCAAAAGGCAACUGCCCCCAGCGCCGACGCCGCCUGGCCAGAACAUGCAUCCGGGUCACAAUCCACUGCAACCUCAUCAGGGACUUGGCCAGUCGGUGGGUCAACAUAAUCACGUGUCGAACGGACAGAUGUCGGGGAGCACGCCGAUGGUGAACGGGACAGCCAUAGGCGUCGGUGGACCUAGAGCACCGGGUGACAUGAACAACAACGGGCUAUCGGGGCCAGCCCUCGGACCGGUGAAGCCACCGCCGAUGUCUAUGCAAGCUCCGACCAGCUGAAACGAGGUGUCACCCCCCCUGAAGAAGCUCAGAUGUCUCAGCGGUUAUUGAGGCUAUUGACGCUGACCGACGAGACGAACGGGAGACACGGAGAGAACGGAGAGAUAUACGGACAGAGAGAUUAAAACGUCGUGACGAAAGUGAACGCGAGGAACCAGAGUGAUAGACAGACAGACAGACAGACA